Messenger RNA from Fusarium poae, 918 nucleotides. RefSeq lists its product as uncharacterized. Gene Ontology annotation, cellular component: plasma membrane; fungal-type vacuole. Lineage: Eukaryota; Fungi; Ascomycota; Sordariomycetes; Hypocreales; Nectriaceae. The record is from RefSeq and is a predicted model, not a curated record. The transcript is spliced from 3 exons. The coding region runs from base 1 to 918 and encodes 305 amino acids.
AUGGCGGAACAAAUGCCGGUUUGCGUGCACAUCUCUGAAGAAUGCCCCAUAGAGCACACUGUUUACAGUUACCGUCCGAGUCUCUGGGUCAACACACUGCUGGCAUCACUCUUCACCAUCGCCUUUCUCUCCAACAUCUGGCUCGGUAUUCGAUACCGCAUCCGUGCCUAUAGCAUCGUCCUUACUUUGGGUUGUUUGGCUCAAAUGAUAGGCUAUGGCGCAAGGAUCGGAAUGUACUUCCUACCCUUCAACGCCAUCCCCUUCCAAGCGCAGGUCUGCUGCCUCAUCAUUGGCCCAGCUUUCAACAGCGCGGCUGUGUAUCUCAUGCUCAAGCACAUUGUUGCACUGUUCGGAUCCGAGUGGUCCCUGCUCAAGCCGAAGCUGUACACGAUCAUCUUCAUCGGCGCUGAUAUCGUGUCAUUGGUCCUGCAGGCUGCAGGUGGUGGGAUCGCUGCGACUACGGCUAUUGGCGAUGAUGAUAUGCUGAAUCUCGGAAACAACAUUAUGAUGGCUGGUAUCGCCUUUCAGGUGGUUACCCUGACUGUGUUCGCAUCACUGGCCACAGCAUUCUGCAUUAGGCGUGUGCGAGCUGUCAAGUCUUACCCCUUGCGUGGUAACGCGCUUCAAGCCUGGCAGGCCGUACCAUUUCGUUGGCUUGUGUGUGGUCUGCUUACAGCAUUUUUGACGAUAUAUAUUCGUUGCGUCUAUCGGAUUGCUGAAAUGCGCGGAGGCUGGGGCAACGCAAUGAUGAAGGAACAAGUUCCUUUCAUGAUUCUAGAAGGACUUAUGAUUAUGAUCGCGACAUUCUCUCAAACUAUUCUACAUCCUGGGCCUUUAUUCCCUGCUCUUACGAACCUCGAGUGCCAGCAUGUCGACUCAUACACCGAACUGCCUGUCGUACCCAAGUACACAGUAUAA